GCGUUUCACCAAAUUCUCCCCUAACCAAAUUCAUUAAAUAAAUCUACAUUUUCAACGUAUAUUUUGGUGUCACGCAUAGCAUUGAAUAAAUUAAUCCAUCCCUCUUUUCCAUUUAUACAGACAUUCCCUCUCUCAAUCUCACUCAUAGUUCAUUAUAUGAAGUAUGAUUCUGAUUUUCAUCAACUAGCUAUAGCGACAAGAACCAUGCCAAAGAAAAUUCGAGAUUACCUCUUCAAAAUCAAAAGCCCUCGCCCUCAAAUCCGAUUACCCUCUAAGAACUGGAUUCUGUCUGGUUGCAAACAUCCUAGGACACCUUCCUUUGCCUUGUACAAUGCUACAAACGAACCUUCUCCUCGUCGUCAUCAUCAUCACCAUCAAGAACACGUUGUUCGUAAUAACAACAACAAUCACCACCGCAAGGACGAUGCAGCCACCUUAGCAGACGUUGACCGUUUCCUCUUAGAGAAUUUCAAGUCUUUGUACCUCAAAGACGACGAUGAAACCUUAGACACCAAAAGGGUCUUCGAAGGUGACGACCAAAACCACGUAGAAACAACAUCGCCACGAGAUGUUCGUGGGCCCACCCGGUUCUUCGUGAAGCCUGGGUUCUCUGGGUCACUAGUGGAGGACGCUCUCACAAACACCACCAUUAAUACAGCAACCAGUGACGAAGUAGGAUCGGUGUCAACUGUCUCAACCCUCUACGAUGUUUCGUCUUCCAGUUCUUACGAGAAGGAGGGUGCGGAUCACGCGCUUCCGGAUGAUAGCAUCGCUCUCUUGACUCACUCCACCAGCCCUUACGACGAUUUCAGACGUUCCAUGCAAGAAAUGGUGAACAACCAUGAAGGGGUGGUUGAUUGGGAUUUCAUGGAGGAGCUCUUGUUUUCUUACCUUAAUCUCAACCACAAAAAAUCGCGUAAGUUCAUCCUUGGUGCUUUCGUCGAUCUCAUCACCGCCAUGCGUCGGAGUAAUUCCGAACCACCUUCCGACAAGCCACGUAGCGUUCGAACUGUUAGGAGUGUGACCAGAAACGUAACGUUAGGAUUUGGGUCUUCUCUGUAACAUCAAUUUUAGUUUAUUCCGAACGCAAUAAUAACCAUUAAAUUUAUGUCCAGUGGGGGUUAUGCCUCAAGAGUUUAUCAAGAAAAACUCUUGUUGGAAAAAGCAUGCCUAAAAUAUUUCAUGGGACGAGGUUUAAGGAAGAUCUAGUGUUUGAUUUUUGAAUACUUUGUACCAUAAUUAAAUACUUUGUAUUUUGUUAAUAAAAAAGAGUGCACUUGCUUAUCGCUUAA
Vigna radiata var. radiata (mung bean) is the source of this 1292-nucleotide messenger RNA. RefSeq names its product transcription repressor OFP14. NCBI's taxonomy places the organism in Eukaryota, Viridiplantae, Streptophyta, Magnoliopsida, Fabales, Fabaceae. Gene Ontology annotation, biological process: negative regulation of DNA-templated transcription. The transcript has a single exon. The coding region runs from base 157 to 1062 and encodes 301 amino acids. The record is from RefSeq and is a predicted model, not a curated record.